Messenger RNA from Juglans regia (Persian walnut), 965 nucleotides. RefSeq names its product FCS-Like Zinc finger 2-like. The record is from RefSeq and is a predicted model, not a curated record. The transcript has 2 exons. NCBI's taxonomy places the organism in Eukaryota, Viridiplantae, Streptophyta, Magnoliopsida, Fagales, Juglandaceae. The coding region runs from base 151 to 648 and encodes 165 amino acids.
UUAUAUUUCGUCAUCUUCCACUCUUCCAUCGCCAUCUCUCUUUUCUUCUUCUUCUUCUUCUCCUAGCUCGCUCGCUCUCUCUCUCGCUCGCUCUCUGGCGAAAGCCGUCCCAAGAUUAACACUGGACAUCUAUACGUAUCUGUUGAUUUAAUGGAGUCUACCACUUCUACAAGGCGGCCAUGUUUCAUCGAGGAAGAUGAUGGGUUGGCCUCUCUGGCAGACAUGGAAGCUGGGUUCUCUGGAAGUCACCACCACAAACAACCUUUCUUGUCUAGGACACUUUGUUACAGUGCUUCCAGUAAUUAUAACAUGAGUGGUUUCAGAAGCUUUUCGGUUUUGUCUCCGAGACCUAGGAGGUUUUACGAUGCAAGAUUUGAAGAGCCGCAGCCCCAUUUCUUGGAAUCCUGUUUUUUCUGCAAGAAACCACUUGGGUGUAACAAAGACAUCUUCAUGUACAGAGGGGACACACCAUUCUGCAGUGAAGAGUGCAGACAGGAGCAAAUAGAUAUAGAUGAAGCCAAGGAGAAGAAAUGGAAGCUGACAUCUUCUAUGAAGGCCUUGAGAAAAAAGCAGGAGAGAGAGUCCACCUCCCCCAGCAAAACCCAGGACUACCCUUUACGAACGAGCACCAUAGCAGCCGCUUCAUAAAUAAACAAGAGAGCAUUUUGAGGCCAGAAGAGAAAGCAAUUAUGUCUAAUAAGUAUUCGAUCAAGAAGAAGAAGAAGAAAGACAUAUUUUGAGGGUUUUUGUUUGUGUUUAAACUGUGAAUAUUGCUAGCAUAACUACGGGGUGUUACGUUGGGGGCUGGCGUCUGCCCUUACGAGGACGCGAUGCUCUUUGGGAAUUUUAAUUUUCCACUUUUGUUUUGUCUGAUAAAAUACUUUUUCGUUUUUUGAAACCGAGUAAAGCAAAAGCUUCAGCUUUUUGAAUGAAGAAAUAGUAUGAAGAAAAUCUUCCUUCUCUCU